This is a messenger RNA of Ilex paraguariensis (yerba mate), 438 nucleotides long. The record is from the annotation of a GenBank genome assembly. Lineage: Eukaryota; Viridiplantae; Streptophyta; Magnoliopsida; Aquifoliales; Aquifoliaceae.
AUGUUACUUGCGUGCGAAAUUCUCACUUUGGGCAAGGACGCAUCGUUGGGCAAGGACGCAUCGUGGAGAAGCAUUGAAGCUCCGCCCCAUAAGUUAUGCACACCAAGUGUUUGUGUUCAUGGCGCUCUGUUUUGGUUACAUCCGUCAAGCAAUGGGUAUUCCAUCAGUCUUUUCGAUGUCAAAGAGGAGAGCUUUCAAGUAAUUCUGCCACCAAGGACCUUGAAACGCUAUGAUUUACUACUACAAUUUGGAGGCCAUCUUGCUGUGGCUGGUUAUCAUUUUCGGCAGAGUUUAGACCUCUGGGUGUUGGAGAAUUAUGAAGGACAGUCACAGUCACAGUCAUGGACCAAACACCUCAUUGACCUUCCAUUUGAUUUGGCUGACAAGGGAUAUUGGUUUCCGGCUGGGAACCUCGUUACUGACUGGUGGAGUGAUUAA